AUGUAAAAUUUUUUCAAUUAUUGUGAUUAAUGUUCAAAGAAACUAGGAACACUUUUCAGUUCUCAUUGUUAAGCUAGACUUUGCUAUAGUUGUGAUGGAGAAUUUCAUAAUUAGAAUCCAAAUCACAAGACAGAAAUAUACUCAAUUAAUCUGUUUUAUAAUUUAUAAUAAGAAAUGAGAUAAAUAACUUAUAUUCAUCAAUUGAAGCAGGAGAUUCUUAGUUUCUAAAAUAAUCUCCAUAACAAUAUUUUGAAAUGGCUUACUAGGAAAGAUAAUAAUAAUGUUAACAGGAAGAAAUAGCAAAAUUAAGCUUAGAAAUAAUACAAUUUGAAUACAUUUUGACUUAACAGGAAAGCAAAUGGAGGAAAAAAAUUGAAAUACUAGGAGAAGAUUAUGAAGAAAAAAUUUCGAAUUUUGAACUUAAGGUUAAGAAAACUGAGAGCACAAUUUCAGGAAUAAAAAAUAAUCUAAAUAAGAAGAUUAAUUAGUGAAAUGAUGAAAUAAUUACAAGAAUAGCUGGAGGGACAAAAGAAGUAUUAUUAAAAUCUACAAUUGAUAUUUAAUUAAUCUAAAAAGUCUAUCAAUAAAAAGAGUAACUGAACGAUAAAGAAAAAUUAUUACAAAAAUUUGAAAUACAAGAGAAGGAUUUAUCUGCAGAGAUAAAUAAAAAGAGAUUUUUAUAGGGGGAAAUUUAAAGAGUUAAUCUAAUAGCAGUAGAAAGAAAAAGAUUUGAUAUUACAUGA
This is a messenger RNA of Paramecium octaurelia, 743 nucleotides long. Lineage: Eukaryota; Ciliophora; Oligohymenophorea; Peniculida; Parameciidae. The record is from the annotation of a GenBank genome assembly.